Molecule: messenger RNA, 4290 nt
Organism: Polyodon spathula (Mississippi paddlefish)
Lineage: Eukaryota; Metazoa; Chordata; Actinopteri; Acipenseriformes; Polyodontidae
Product: protein numb homolog
Exons: 10
Coding region: 339-2138 (599 amino acids)
Source: RefSeq, a predicted model, not a curated record
GGCGCACAGAAAGCGUAGAGACGGCCACAAAGUAGCUGAGAUUUAUUAUCUAUUUCUUUUACUUAGAGAGCAAGCCGACCCAAUUCUGGACUAGUUAUUUUGUUUUAUCAACGAUAAGAUAAUAGCAGUAUCAGGCUUUUCUUUUUUUGGUGCAUUUUUUUUUUGGAUUACACUAAGGGAAGAUAUAUCAAAAGCCCUCCUGGUUAAACGGUUCUGUUUCUCAGCAAGAGAUGCCAGAAUAUUGACCAAUCAGAGGAGUAAGGAGAAAGACAUACAAAGUGACGAGAGCCAGUUUGAGGAUCUCUCUUCUUUUGAAGAAUAGUGUGACGGAUCCCACAAUGAACAAACUGCGUCAGAGCCUGCGAAGGAAGAAGCCCUGCUAUGUGCCGGAAGCCAGCCGGCCGCACCAGUGGCAGUCUGACGAGGAAGCCGUGCGCAAGGGCAAAUGCAGCUUCCCAGUACGGUAUCUGGGGCACGUGGAGGUGGACGAGUCUCGAGGAAUGCAUGUAUGUGAAGAGGCAGUGAAGAAGCUGAAAACUAUUGGAAAGAAGUCUGUGAAAGCAGUCUUGUGGGUGUCUGCAGAUGGUCUGCGGGUCGUAGAUGAUAAAACAAAGGACCUGAUAUUGGACCAGACCAUCGAGAAGGUGUCGUUCUGCGCUCCGGACCGCAAUUAUGACAAAGCGUUCUCCUACAUCUGCAGAGAUGGGACCACCCGUCGCUGGAUCUGCCACUGCUUCAUGGCCCUGAAGGACUCGGGGGAGCGUCUGAGCCACGCGGUGGGCUGUGCGUUCGCAGCCUGUCUGGAGCGCAAACAGAAGCGGGAGAAGGAGUGCGGGGUGACGGCCUCGUUCGACGCCAGCAGGACCAGCUUCGUCAGGGAGGGGUCCUUCAGGGUCACCUCGGCCACACAGCAGGCUGAGCGAGAGGAGGUCAUGAAACAGCUGCAGGACUGGAAGAAAGCAGAGAGCCCCUCCUUACCGGCAGACAGUGCCUCCCCCCCAGAGGGGGCUGCAUCUCCCGUGGACAGGACGGAGGCGGGGUACCAGCACGCCAUCCCGCGGCGCCAUGCUCCCAUUGAGCAGCUUGUGCGGCAAGGCUCCUUUCGGGGCUUCCCCGCGCUCAGCCAGAAGAACUCCCCCUUCAAACGGCAGCUCUCCCUGAGGCUUAACGAGCUUCCCUCCACCCUGCAGCGCAAGACUGACUUCCAGGUGAAAAACCCAGUGCCUGAAACAGAGUCUGGCCCUCCCGACGAAGCAGACAGCAUCAACUCUCUUUACUGCCAAGUCAACAGCUCCUUCAGCAAGCCCCCCGAGGAGCCCUUCAGCACCACGGCAACCACCAACAGCAUCCUGCUGCCCUCCAUCCCCCCCCAGCCGGCCCCCACCCAUGUUCCUGCAGGUCCAGGAGGAUGGGCAGGAGACUCCGCUGGCCAGUCCCCUCGCACCUGCCAGACGGGGCACAGGCGGACACCGUCGGAGGCCGAGCGCUGGCUGGAGGAGGUGGCACAGGCUGUCACAGCUCAGCAGCCACAGCAACAGCUGCCCCCCACCAUGCUGGCAGCUGUGCCGGGCACACCAGUCUCCACCCCAAACACCAUGCAGCCCUUCCCUCUGGCCUCCACCCCAGCACCCGUGGGCAUGUUCGUUCCACCCUCCGUACAGCCUGCAUACAUGCCCAUUCCCACCUACAUGCCUGCGCUUGCCAACAGCAUGUCCUACCCCAGCGUCCCCGUGGUUGGCAUCACACCCUCUCAGAUGGUGGCCAACGUCUUCUGCACGGCUACACAAACGCAGGGCUCAGGGUUGGCGGCAGGCAAGAUGGGUAGCAUUGGCAGGCUUCCCCAAACCUUCAAUGCGCCCACCUCAGUCGCUGUAGUCACAUCUUCCAGCUCCAACCACUUCUCCAGCCCCAUCACAGUCAACGGCAUCCACCCUAACAGCCAGAAUUGCACCAGUAAUGGCACCAGCAACGGCACGGCGUGGCCGCCUGGCCUCAAGCAGUUGCCAGUGGCCGGUGGUGCCAAGGAGGUCGACCAGUUUGAAGCGCAGUGGGCGGCACUGGAAUCCAAAUCCCAACAGAGAGCCGCCUCCAACCCGUUCUCUAAUGAGCUUCAGAAAACCUUUGAGAUCGAGCUCUAACUGGACAGGCUUGGAGGAAAGCUGCGGUCAAAACAAACAACAACCCUUUUGUGUGUUUCUUCUUUUUUAUGUUUUUUUGUGUGUCCAUUUAUGAGUUUUGUGGGCAAAGCUGAUAUAUGUAUAAGUACAUUCGCAGAAAGAAAACAAAACAGCAAAGAUCAAAGACAGAUUUGCAAGAAUGCCGACUGCAGUGAUGCACAAGGGCCAGUGUGAACCACGGCAGGUACAGUGCAUACUACACAAAUCGAAAUGCACACACUGAUCAGCUAUCACACUCGAUUGGAAACUGGGUUCACUGGACUGAGUGUAUGUAUUGAACUAAUGCUUAUGGCAGGACUAUCAGUCUUGCAGAAUCUGUUUCUAAUCGUUCUAUAUCAAACAUUACACGCCAUUCUAGAAAACACAUUUCAGGUUCCUGAUCUAUUUGUUAACUUCAGACAGUUGAUACAGUUUUAUGUAUAUGCUGCACAUAGUUUUGGUUGGAUUUAAGACAUUCCUAUAAACCAGAUCAUUUUAAACACUAUCCUUAGAACAGUGUACACAGCAGUCCUGUGGACUACACUGGAAACAGCCUUCAACUAACAGGAACCUUGCUUUGGGACAGAGCUUAGAGUCGUCUGUCCAGGUACUUUACUGCCGAGGCAGACGCUGCUGUGUAAAAUCACUCUGCGUCUGCUACCGCUCGGAAAGACAGAAUUUAUUUUCUGUUUGUUAGAAGCUCUCGUGUUGCAUCAUCACUCCGUGGUCUUCUACUUUAACCACUGAAGUUGUGGUACUACUAUUUCCACUCGACGUGUUGCCUCUGACCUCCCCUCUCCUCCGCAGAUGUGCAGACGCAGCUCUUCGGAGUACAGGGGGUCCACAAAGGGUUUAUAGAGGUACAACCAAAUGACCUUGUUUUCUGUUUUUAUUUUUUUAAUUUAGUGCAAAUCCUUAGUAUACAUCAGAAUAUGGGUGGGUCUCCCCAUAAGGGGGUGGAUUCAAUAAAACCAAACUACAGGUCAGCUUAUGGGCUGUGUUAUCUUCCCUGGUUAAUGCCAGCAUGCACGGUACAGGAUAUAUAUUUAAAGUACACAGAACUUGCAGAACAGCUCCUCUUGCCAUCACUUUGUAGAGCGGCCACGCCUCGAGAUGGAACUCAUUUAACGGGUGAACAAAGAAAAAUGGUGAUCAUUUUCCUAUACUAAUAGCUUGGAAAACACUCUUUCAUGGAGACACUAAGAAGUGAUACAUAAUUCGGUAAGAGUUACAGGAAUUAUUUUGAGCUCUGUGCAUUUUAAGCUCAAUGCACAAGUUUUGCUUUGUGUCAUGUGGAGGUGUCCUACUAUGUAAAUGCCAUUGAAUAGCAGCAUUGAACAGGGAAAGUAUGUAAAUCAUAACCCAGCUUUGACAUUUCUUUCUAUUUUAAAGCCAGGAUAAAAAUGCUUCUCCGGUUUCCCUUUGAGCACAAGAAACUUUACAAAAUAAUGGGGUGAAAGAUGGAGUUUCUGGCAUGCAUCUGCAUCGUUUCAGAAUCCUACCCCAGCUGCAGCCAGCAUGACUAUAGAGAGAUGUGUUAUUAAUGGUGCCACAGGACAGCAACACUACUGCUCAUCUAUUCAGGCUGCAGUGUCCUUUGGGAAAUGCUGGACUCUAUUCACAAAGCGUUAACCCAUUCAUGCACGUAGUUCUUUUAAAUCUUUACAGCCUCAUGUACAUGAAUGGAUUAAGGAAUGUUUUAAGGAAUGUUUUAAGGCCUAUUUUUGAAGAUAUAAACAUUAUAUCUAAACAUAUGUAAACAUUCACUAAACAGAGCUCUGAAAAUGAAUACACUUCUAACUCUCCCUAAAACAGUUGGAGGGUCAUAACCUGUAAACUUGUUAAAAAUCUAAAUGAGCUUUAAAAACAGCCCUUAACAAAGCCUUUCUAAAAGCAGGUUUUGUGGGCUCCCGAGUGGCGCAUCCAGUAAAGGCGCUCCACGUGAAGUGCAGGAUGCGCCCUAUAGUCUGGACGUUGCCAGUUUGAGUCCAGGCUAUUCCGAGGACAGGAGCUCCCUGGGGGCGGUGCACAAUUGGUCGAGUGCUGCCCAGGGAGUGGGAGGGUUAGGUCAGCCAGGGCAUCUUUGGCUCACCGCGCACCAGUGACCCCUGUGGUGUGGCCGGGUGCCUGCAGG